Messenger RNA from Naegleria gruberi, 1953 nucleotides. RefSeq lists its product as uncharacterized. The record is from RefSeq and is a predicted model, not a curated record. NCBI's taxonomy places the organism in Eukaryota, Heterolobosea, Eutetramitea, Acrasida, Naegleriidae. The coding region runs from base 1 to 1926 and encodes 641 amino acids. The transcript is spliced from 2 exons.
AUGUCUUCAGCUCGUCCAACAAAAGUUCCACUCGCCAAACCACUCUCCACUAAUCAACUCCACAAGGAACAAAUUAAAGAGGCUUUGAAAGGAGCCAAUGAUGAACAAAAGCAAGAUUUAUUUCAAAAAAAGAAGAAUCACAUUGAAAACUAUCACAGAAUUUUGAAUAAAAUCAAGCCUAGUAAGAAACCAUUCAACCAAAAAUUAAAUGUUCCACUUAUUCCGAAGAAGGAAGAUUUGGAAAAACUUGAAGAUGAAGAAAUUGGCUUUGACCAAGCAAUGAAAGAUUAUAUUGAUAGUGAAUUAACUUUUGAUGAUGAAAAUAAUACCGCAACAUUCUUUUUAGAUGAUGCUGAUCCUGAUUUUAAACGAGCUGCUACUGGAAAUGAUGAAAUUGAGGAAGAUCCUGAUUAUGAAUAUGACCAAGAACCAAUCGAGGAUGAAAUUUACUCUGCUAAACCAUUGUCUAGACCACAAGCAAUUAAAGCAUUUACUGGAAUGGAUGAUAAAUUAUUUGGUAAACAAUUCAAAUUUAUUACAACAGGAUAUUACAAGGUUGCUAUUGCUGAAGCAAGUAGACAAUCAUCUAUUAAACAUAUACAAUUGGAAAAGAGUGAAGUGAUAGAAACCAUCAAACAACUCAAGUCAUAUGAUAGAUCUAUUACCGAACCAGGAGAAGGACUUUUGUUUGCUGACCAAGAUCCUAGUCUUACAUUCUUCAUUUCAGUUUAUCUUAAGAAUCCAUACUUGCAUAAUAUUUCCUCACCAGUUGACGUUCCUCUCUUGAAACCAAUUUUGAACUUCUCUAAGGAACAACUUCCAUUCUCAUCUCUUCAAAUGUUGUUGAUUGUACAAGACGACCAAUAUGAACAAUAUACAAAUAUCUUGAAAGAAUCCGAAUAUAUUGGAAAACUCAAAGUUAUGAAACUCUCUGAAGUCAUGCUUGAUAUUGGUACUACUUAUCUUAACGGAAACACAUUUGAAAAUACUAGAUACAACAGAUUCAACGAAAAGAAGCACUUUUUGAAUCAAUAUGAUUUACUGUUUUGUGAUACUACCCUUUCCAAGAAAGUUUCUGCAUUGUUCAACUCAUACAAGAAGAGAAAGCAAGGUUUCCGUCCAGUCACAUCUGAAAAUGUUCUUGAUUGGGUUAAGAAUGACUUGACUCACUCAAAGGCAUUCAUCACUCAAGGUAACUCACAUUUCACAAUCAGAAUUGCUCGUACUGAAUGGGAAGAAAAGGAUAUUUUUGCAAAUAUUUCACACUUUUUGGAAAAUAAGUCAAAUAAUGCUGAAACUAAGGAAGCAUUCUCUCAAUUGUGUCAAACUGAUAUCAGAAUGGUCAUGUUGCACACUAACCGUUCAAUUUAUGUAAAGAUUUACGAAAAUGUUGAUAUUGAUAUGGAAAAGGCUAAAGUUUUCAAAGCUGAAAAGAGAUGGAAGAAUAAGGAUGCUCCUGUUGAACCAGUUAAGGAAGUCCCAUCAACACCAAAGAAGGGUACCAAGUCAACUGAAGCUGCUACUCCAAAGAAGGCCGAAUCAACUCCAAAGAAGGCUGAAGCAACUCCAAAGAAAUCAGCUCCAACUCCAAAGAAGGCUGAAGUUAAGGAAGUUGUUGAACAACCAACUACACCAAAGAAGACUGAAACUAAGGAAGAAUCCAAGUCAGCUAAGAAGCAACAAACUCCAAAGAAGGUUGAAGAAAAGCAAGAAGCUCAACCUGUCACCCCAAAGAAAACACCAAAGAAGGUAGAAUCAACCCCAAAGAAGACUGAAGCUGUUGUUGAAAAAGUUGCUGAACCAGUUGCCCAAGAAACUCCAAAGAAAUCCCAAACUCCAAAGAAGGCUGCUACUCCAAGUGCUACUCCAAAACGUUCAGUAGAAGGUUUGAAGGCCAAACUCGGAUCUGUGCAGAAAAAGAAAUAAAUUAUAAAAAGAAAUUUUAAAUUUUUU